Messenger RNA from Arachis ipaensis, 1026 nucleotides. RefSeq lists its product as uncharacterized. NCBI's taxonomy places the organism in Eukaryota, Viridiplantae, Streptophyta, Magnoliopsida, Fabales, Fabaceae. The record is from RefSeq and is a predicted model, not a curated record.
AUGUCAGACUCCGUUUCCAACGAUGGUUCUUCUCCAGGGUUCGAUGUUCACACUCUAUCUCAUCUCCUCAAUCAAUUCACGCACUUACAGUCGCAAUUGAAUUACAAAAAUAUGAGUCCUUUUUCUGAUCCUUCAAGUGUAUUCUUUCUUCAUCAUAGCAAAAAUCCUAGGGUUUCAAUUAUUUCAGUGAAAUUGGAUACCAAGAACUAUAAUGAAUGGUCCAGAGCGAUAUUAAUUGCGCUAAAAUCUAAGAAUAAGCUUGGAUUUGUGGAUGGCACAUUAACAAAACUUAGUGUAGAUUAUCCCAAUUUUUCAGCUUGGGACAAGUCUGUGGAUAUCUGGAACGAUUUGAGGCAUCGUUACUAUCAAGGUGAUAUCUUCAAGAUUGCAGAAUUGGAAGAAAAAUUGUUCUCUUUGAAGCAGUGGGAUUCAAGCACCACUGAUUACUUUACAAAAUUGAAAGCUAUUUGGGAAGAAGUUGAAAAUUUCAAGUCUAUUCCUCUUUGUAUAGCAUGUGAAUCUACGUGUAUUUGUGGGCUGGAAAAGCUUCGAAUUCAGAAGAAGGAGACUUAUACUGUUCGAUUUUUUAGGGGACUAAAUGAGAAAUACCACAAUGUUCGUUCUCAAAUCAUGCUUUCUAAACCUCUUCCUGAUGUUAAUGAAGUCUUUUCUUUGCUCAGACAACAAGAGAGACAUUUGAAUUUGACCGAUGAAAAUGUACAUGAUCCACAAAUCGUGCUAACUGCUGCAAAUUCUGAUAGCUUCGUUAAUCGUGACAGAAAUUCAAGAUUCGAUUCUCAUGGUAGGGGUGGAUCUGGAAGAAGCAAUAGAGGGAUGGGUCGAGGUAAUUUUGGUAGAGGCUACCCUAAAAUCUGCUCAUUUUGUAAUAAGGUUGGGCACUUGGUAGAUGUUUGCUACCAAAAACACGGGUUCCCUCCCCAUAUGAAGCAGCAGCCUAGAAGCGCUAGCAUCAACAUGGCCGUAGAAAAGACAUGUGAUGACAAGAGCAGUCCAAAUUCAACUUAA